AGAUGUCUUUGAUAAACCUUUGGCAUCUGUCGCUCGUUUUUAUUGUGCAGAUUAAAGGUACGUCUGGAGAUUAACAAACACAAUGACCGCCGCAAACUGGGAUUCCAAUAAGGAGAUACAGUAUUUUCGUGAAUAUCUGCGGAUUCCAAGUGUGCAUCCCAACCCUAAUUAUGAGCCCUGUGUGGAGUUUCUGAAGCGUCAGGCUGAGGACCUGGAUUUACCUAUAAAGGUCUACUAUCCACUAAAUGAACAAAAUCCCGUGGUGGUUCUGACCUGGGAGGGUCUUGAAAACGAAUUGCCCAGUAUUCUGCUGAACUCCCACAUGGACGUAGUUCCCGUGUUCCCUGAAAACUGGACUCAUUCACCAUUUGCAGCUGAUAUCGAUGAGGAUGGACGUAUUUUUGCCAGGGGAUCACAAGAUAUGAAAUGUGUGGGAAUGCAGUAUCUGGCAGCCAUUAGGGCUUUAAAAAAGAGUGGAUCGAGAUUCAAGAGAACCAUUCACAUUUCCUUUGUGCCAGAUGAAGAAGUGGGAGGAAGAAAGGGAAUGUAUCCUUUUGUAACCUCAGAGGAUUUCAAGUCCUUAAACAUAGGCUUUUCCCUGGAUGAAGGAAUAGCUUCGCCCACUUCAGUGUUUCCAGUUUUCUACGCCGAGCGUACAGUCAAACGUAAGUGGAAGGGAAAUCUUUGGCAGGCUCUGAUGAAUUUAAGCAUUUUCCCAGGUGUAAUACUUAAAAUCAGUGGAUCGGCAGGACAUGGUUUGCUAUUGAUGCCAAAUACGGCGGGCGAGAAGUUGAGCUAUAUAACCGACAAAAUGAUGCAGUUCCGGGCGGGCCAAGUAAAGCGUUUGAAGGACAAUCCGGAACUGCAGGUCGGCGAUGUGACCACCAUCAACUUAACCACUGUGGAUGGCGGAGUGCAGAGCAAUGUGGUACCUCCUCUUCUAACCGUCUGCUUCGAUGUUCGGCUUUCUCUGGAUAUUGAUGUCGAAGAGUUCGAAGCAAAUCUGGCCAAAUGGUGCGAAGAGGCUGGCGGCGGGAUUGAGUUAGAGUUCAGUUCAAUUUGGAGAAAAGGACACAUUCCACCCACUGUCACGGACAAAACUAAUCCUUUCUGGGUGGCUUUCAAGAGAGCCACUGAUGAGUUAGGUCUGUCAACCAAACUUCAGGUCUUUCCCGGAGGCACUGAUAGUCGCUAUAUUCGCCAUGUGGGAAUCCCCGCCUUGGGCUUCUCUCCAAUGAAUAACACGCCAGUUCUUCUGCACGAUCACGAUGAAUUCCUCCACGCAGAAACCUACUUGCAAGGUGUGGAGAUAUACAAGAAAAUUAUUGUCAAUUUAGCCAAUGUUUAAGUUGUUAGGCUUCCGUUUUUACCAUUUUAAAUAAAUAUGGUUUGGUGCUGCCAGAUCUGCGAAUUAA
Drosophila elegans is the source of this 1415-nucleotide messenger RNA. RefSeq names its product aminoacylase-1A-like. Lineage: Eukaryota; Metazoa; Arthropoda; Insecta; Diptera; Drosophilidae. The record is from RefSeq and is a predicted model, not a curated record. Gene Ontology annotation, molecular function: aminoacylase activity. Gene Ontology annotation, cellular component: cytoplasm. The transcript is spliced from 6 exons. Gene Ontology annotation, biological process: amino acid metabolic process. The coding region runs from base 83 to 1348 and encodes 421 amino acids.